Stegostoma tigrinum is the source of this 847-nucleotide messenger RNA. It is a transcript of the gene grp, whose product is annotated as gastrin-releasing peptide. Gene Ontology annotation, biological process: neuropeptide signaling pathway. Bases 148 to 546 code for a protein of 132 amino acids. NCBI's taxonomy places the organism in Eukaryota, Metazoa, Chordata, Chondrichthyes, Orectolobiformes, Stegostomatidae. Gene Ontology annotation, molecular function: neuropeptide hormone activity. The transcript has 4 exons. The record is from RefSeq and is a predicted model, not a curated record.
GGACCAUCUAUUGGAAGUGAAGAGUCGGGGGUGGGGGUCGAUAAAAGCUUCUUCUGAAUCAUUCCGGACGAUUUCAGUGCAGUCCCGGACAAGGGAGAGGGAAGGGAAGAGGGAGCGGGAGGGAGUUACGUGUGCUGCUACUGUGAAAUGGGGUCAGAAUUUAUUUUAUGGAAACACCGUUUGCUCUUCUCGUUGAUCCUUUUGAGUAUUGCAUGUUCUGAGGUCCACUAUGGGCUCGCAGCUCCAGUUGAAAAUCACGGUACUUUGUCGAAGAUGUUCCCCAGGGGCAGUCAUUGGGCAGUGGGUCAUUUGAUGGGGAAGAAGAGCAUUGAUGGUGGCCUUUAUGGCUAUGCCAGCAGUGACAACAUGGCUCUGUCAGAAAAUGCCAAGCAGAGAGAAGAUAACUUGCAAUGGGCUGAGUUGGCUAAGGAUUUCUUACGUUUUUGGGAAGGAGUGACAUCCAGAAGGAUUCAACCAACAAAGGAAUACUUCCCAGUCUUUAACAAAAAGCCAUGGCAGACAACGGACAAUGACAUCCAAGAGUAAGACGUCUCGAGAAGCUUCAAAGGAACAAGAGCAAUUUGAUACAAAGAUCGUGGAUUAUCUUCUGCAAUUGACUAGUCUGAAGGCUGAAACCCCAAGCUGAAUACAUUAUAUCAAUCCUGCCAGAAAUAAAUCUCAAGAGACUAUUAUGUUCUUUUCUCCAAGUAUUUAGCUGUACCAAAUUCUGGAUAAAUUUGCUUUUGUUUUAAAAUAACUGAAUGUUCUUGUACCUCUGAACAUUAACUAAAUGAUUUUCACACAGCAGAUUAUGCUUUGAUGUUUUUAAUGUAAAUAAGCAUUGUUA